Molecule: messenger RNA, 285 nt
Organism: Anthostomella pinea
Lineage: Eukaryota; Fungi; Ascomycota; Sordariomycetes; Xylariales; Xylariaceae
Source: the annotation of a GenBank genome assembly
AUGCUGACGCUGCGGGAUAACCAGGAGCAUGACGACCCGCGCGCGAAGCUGUUCAAUGUUUACAUAGACAACGACUUUGGUCGCCUGGACCCGCUCGUCGAUGCGAGUUGCGCAAUGUCCUGCGCUUGCGAGAUAAUCGACUUCCCGGACAUGGACAAAGACAACUUCGGGUAUAUCGCCGUCACCCGCGCCUCGCUGCCGCUCACGUUCCCCGACCCUGUCAAUACGUUCCACCACCCCGUAUCUACGAGUAUCAGACGAUCUGCCCACCAGCGAUUACCUUGA